Megalops cyprinoides (Indo-Pacific tarpon) is the source of this 1427-nucleotide messenger RNA. RefSeq names its product collagenase 3-like. Bases 12 to 1427 code for a protein of 471 amino acids. Lineage: Eukaryota; Metazoa; Chordata; Actinopteri; Elopiformes; Megalopidae. The record is from RefSeq and is a predicted model, not a curated record. Gene Ontology annotation, biological process: collagen catabolic process; proteolysis; extracellular matrix organization. Gene Ontology annotation, cellular component: extracellular matrix. The transcript has 10 exons. Gene Ontology annotation, molecular function: metalloendopeptidase activity; zinc ion binding.
UUGAGGAAAACAUGAAGACUUUCAACGUGAGCAUUUUAGUCUGCCUAGCAAUAGCGGCACACUGUGUCCCGAUAUUGCCACCUAAUGGCAGAGAGCAAGAUGAAGAAAUGGCAGAGACCUAUCUGAAGAGGUUCUUCAACCUGACUGAAGAGACGGAGCCUACUUUCCGGCGCAGUUUUGGCCAGCUGAACAUGAAACUGAGCGAGAUGCAGAAGUUCUUUGGACUCAAGGUGACUGGUACUCUGGACACGGACACUCUGGAGGUCAUGAAGAAGCCUCGCUGUGGGGUCCCUGAUGUUGCCAAAUAUUCCACCUUCCCUAACAACCCCAAGUGGCCAACGAACAAGCUGACCUACAGAAUUGAGAACUACACUCCUGACAUGUCGGUGUCUGAGGUGGACAGUGUCAUGGAGAAAGCCCUGCAGGUCUGGGCACAAGUCACUCCACUGCGCUUCACCCGCAUCUACUCUGGCACAGCCGACAUCAUGAUCUCCUUCGGUAGCGGAGCACAUGGAGAUUAUUACCCUUUUGAUGGACCAGGUGGUACUUUGGCUCAUGCUUUUGCACCUUCUGUUGGCAUUGGAGGGGAUGCACAUUUUGAUGAAGAUGAGACCUUCACCUACGGUUCAAACGGGUACAACCUGUUCCUUGUAGCUGCCCAUGAGUUUGGCCACGCCUUGGGGCUGUCCCACUCUGAUGACGCUGGUGCCCUGAUGUACCCUAUCUACAGCUACAGGGACCCCAACAGCUUUUCCUUGCCGGCGGACGACGUGAGGGGAAUACAGUCUCUCUAUGGCUCAAACCCUGAUGUGACCCCUGACAAACCUGACCCUGAGCCUCACCCUGAGACCCCCGAUGCUUGUGAUCCCAACCUGGUCAUGGAUGCCGUCACAACCCUACGUGGAGAGAAGCUGUUUUUCAAGGGCAGGUUCCUUUGGAGGAGUUAUUCUCAGAGCAUGAAGCCCCAGCAAACACUCAUCAAAAGCUUCUGGCCCAAUGUUCCCAACAACAUUGAUGCUGCCUAUGAGAGCAGAGAAACAGAUACAGUGUACCUCUUCAAAGGUCAGAAGGUCUGGGCCAUCUCUGGCUAUGAUCUUGUGAGAGGCUAUCCUAAAAGCAUUAGCAAGAUGGGUCUGCCAAACACAGUGCAGAAAAUCAGUGCUGCCCUGUAUGACGAAUACUCCCGCAAGACUUUGUUCUUUGUUGACAAGUACUACUACAGUUAUGAUGAGGCCAGAAAGAGGAUGGAUGAAGGAUUCCCCAAACGAGUGGAAGAGGGUUUUCCAGGCAUGAGGGGGAAAGUCACUGCUGCCUUUCAGAGCAGAGGAUUUACGUACCUCUUCAAGGGACCAUACCUGUUUGAAUUCGGCUCCAGCAGCAGGAGACUUUACCGGGUGUUGAGGGCCAGCUACUUCCUCCGUUGUUAG